GGUGCGGCAGCGGCGGAGUCGGCCCGGCCGCCGCCAUGCCCGGCAUUGACAAGCUGCCUAUCGAGGAGACGCUGGAGGACAGCCCGCAGACCAGGUCUUUGCUGGGAGUAUUUGAAGAAGAUGCUGCUGCAAUUUCCAAUUAUGUCAAUCAGUUAUUUCAAGCCAUGCACAGGAUAUACGAUGCACAGAAUGAAUUAAGUGCAGCAACUCAUCUGACAUCAAAGCUUCUGAAGGAAUAUGAGAAACAGCGUUUUCCACUAGGGGGAGAUGAUGAAGUGAUGACUUCCACUCUGCAGCAAUUUGCAAAAGUGAUAGAUGAGCUCAGCUCUUGCCAUGCAGUACUGUCAACUCAACUGGCAGAUGCAAUGAUGUUUCCUAUAACUCAGUUUAAAGAAAGGGAUCUUAAAGAGAUAUUGACUCUAAAAGAAGUUUUCCAAAUUGCAAGCAAUGAUCAUGAUGCUGCCAUUACCAGAUAUGGUCGAUUGUCAAAAAGAAGGGAAAAUGAAAAGAUCAAGGCUGAAGUUAUGGAAGAUGUAUAUACUUCAAGGAAAAAACAGCAUCAGACUAUGAUGCAUUAUUUCUGUGCAUUAAAUACUCUUCAGUACAAAAAGAAAAUUGCUAUGCUAGAACCCCUGCUAGGAUACAUGCAGGCUCAGAUAAGCUUUUUUAAAAUGGGUUCAGAAAAUCUUACUGAGCAACUGGAGGAAUUUCUGACCAACAUUGGCACAAGUGUACAGAAUGUUCGCAGGGAAAUGGAUUGUGAAGUAGAAAACAUGCAACAAACUAUAGAGGAUUUGGAAGUAGCCAGUGAUCCACUGUAUCUGCCUGAUCCGGAUACUACGAAAUUUCCUGUUCAUAGAAACCUGACACGGAAAGCUGGCUAUCUCAAUGCAAGAAAUAAGACAGGGCUGGUAUCUUCCAGCUGGGAGAGACAGUUUUACUUCACUCAAGGUGGAAAUCUGAUGAGUCAGGCAAGAGGUGAUGUAGCUGGGGGACUUGUCAUGGAUAUAGACAAUUGCUCUGUAAUGGCUGUGGACUGUGAGGACAGACGGUACUGUUUCCAGAUAACAUCAUUUGAUGGCAAAAAGUCUUCAAUCUUACAGGCAGAGAGUAAAAAAGACUAUGAAGAGUGGAUAUGCACCAUAAACAACAUAUCGAAACAGAUAUAUCUAAGUGAAAACCCUGAGGAAAUUGCAGCACGUGUGAAUCAGUCAGCUCUGGAGGCUGUUACUCCAUCCCCCUCUUUCCAGCAGAGGCAUGAGAGCAUGCGGCCAACUGUACAAUCUCGUCCUCCUGCGGCUCGUACGAGCAGUACAGGGUCACUGGGAUCUGAAUCAGCAGGUUUAUCGGCACUUUCCUUGGAUUCACUUGUUGCACCUGACACUCCUAUACAGUUUGACAUAAUCUCUCCAGUUAGUGAAGAUUUUCCUGGUCAAACAAAAUCUUCAGGGCAAUCAGGCAGACGCACAAAUCCUUUUGGUGAAUUGGGAGGCUCAAAAUCUGAAACAGAAGAUUCAAUUCUUCAUCAGUUAUUUAUUGUGAGAUUUCUUGGCUCUAUGGAGGUGAAAUCUGAUGAAAGUCCAGAUGUUGUUUAUGAAACAAUGCGUCAAAUAUUGGCAGCUCGUGCUAUCCAUAACGUUUUCCGGAUGACAGAAUCACAUUUAUUAGUCACAUGUGGCUGCUUAAAGUUAAUCGAUCCACAGACACAAGUUACAAGACUACGAUUUCCUUUGCCCAAUGUAGUCUUGUAUGCUACGCACCAGGAGAAUAAGCGCCUUUUUGGAUUUGUGCUCAGAACCUCAGGAGGGAGAGUUGAGAGCUGCCAAACUUCCAUCUGCUAUAUCUUUGAAUCAAAUAAUGAAGGGGAAAAGAUUUGUGACUCUGUUGGACUGGCAAAACAGAUUGCUUUUCAUGCAGAACUGGACCGAAAAGCAUCAGAAAAGCAGAAAGAAAUUGAUAGAGUCAAAGAGAAACAACAGAAAGAACUGAAUAAACAAAAACAAAUUGAAAAGGAUUUAGAGGAGCAAAGCCGGUUGAUAGCUGCUUCCAGCAGAUCCAACCAGAACAGUGGAGAAGGACAAUUCGUAGUCCUUAGCAGUAGCCAGUCUGAAGACAGUGAUUUAGGAGAAGAUGGAAAGAAGAAGAGAGAAUCUGAAGCCUAAGGUUGCCUACCUUAUGAAAAUUGGAAUCAUGGAUCAAUCUGGUGAAAUGGCACGAGUUGUACAAGAAGUGAAAUGCAGGUGGAGGGUCUUCUGUGUCAUAUAAAAAACUUCACAAUAUGUAGACCCUAUAAUGCCUUGAUCAUUCUUUCUCAAUUAAGUGAUUUCCAUUUUCAUGUCAGUAUAAUUUCUGUAUGCCAGAUGUAGCAUGGUGAUGCUACCAUAUUUGUUGCAAAAUUCUGUUUUCUCAAGGCUUCUCUGCAGUAAGGAAAAAACUGUGGGGUUUUGUCUCCACUUAUCUCUCUGUGCAAUUGACUGCUCUUGAAGCAAAACUCAAAACUCUCAUUGGACUUCAACAGUAAAUCAAAACUUGUUCUUUACAUGCAGUGUGGACACCACCUUGCUGAAAACAAAAAGGGAUGUCCAAAUAUGACAGUGCUAAGCUUUACCUAACUUGUUGCACAUAACUGUUCUUAAAUUUAGAAGGAAGAAUCCUUAAUAACAUCAGUGAGAUGUGCAGUAGUUCUAGAUAGAAGGAUCUUAUUUUUUGUUUCAUAUUGCACUGUAUGAUACUGUCUUGAUUGCUUUGGUGAAUAUAAUGCUGAAAGACUGCUUUCACCAAAAGGAAAAGAUACUGUCAGAGCUAGGUAGGAGAUGAGAUGCAGUUGCACUUUGCUGCAUGAGGAAUGCAUAAAGCAUUCCUUAUCAAAUGAUAAGAAUAAUGUAUAUACUCUUGUAGCACAAGUGCCAUGUUCUUGGUUUUUCCCCAGUAGCGUAAUGAAAAGCUGUAAGCCUUUGAGUUCACUUUUUAUAAAACAGUCUUAGAGUUGCAGGAACAUCUUGAAUUCCAUCAUUUAAAAAAUCUAAUGCAUAUGUAAAUGCCUUGCCACCAGUACACUGCACUUACUGAAAAGGAGGUGAAGCUCUUUGAGUCUUCUUAUGGAAAUUAAUUUUACAAACAGAAUGUACUUAGCUCUGAAGUAAGAGCAUAUGCUAAUCCUACAUCCUAGAGUCAAUCCUGUAAAGUGUGUUUCAAAGCAGUAUCUGUUUACAGCCUCUAAUCCAAACUCCAUAUUCCAUACCCUGUGUAAUAUUUAUUUUGUAUAGUACUAAAUGUGCAUUCACCUUUUGCUCCAGAAGAGAAAACUUGUUUGAAGAGAAAUAUUUAUUUUUGCACUAAUUACUAUAAAUACUAAAAUCCAGUGGAACAGAAUAUAUCUCUCUAAUAGUGGCAUGAAAAUAACAAAGUGUAGAAAGAGAAGAAUAUACUUAUACUCCAAGUUAUAAUAUAACAGUUAAGAGUGUUUUACGGUUUGUUUCAGGGCAUUUCUGGUGUUCAGGAAUGGAAGCAAUUUUCAGAACAGCUCCUGAUCGGCUGGUGAUGGCACAGCCCUUCAUAGCUAGAGCUGCUCAAUGCCCAUGCAAUAUGUGAGGAAUCUCAGGACCUCUCUGCUCCAUGCCUGUAGGUGCAGGGAGGGAUCAGUGUCCUUAGGCCUCCUCAUGUGCUGGAGUGGCCCCAUGCUGGCAGCAGUUUCCUUUUGGUGCACAAGUUCCUGGUCUCUGGCUCCUGUCGUGGGAGAUCAGGGGCAGUAGUGCAGCCUUUGCAGCACUGGGCAAGAUUGACAGAGCAGAGCUCCUGGAGCACUGCAGCCUGGGUGAGGGCUUCAGAACUGGGGAGGGGGUGACACUAUCCCUUCCUGGAGAGCGAAGGGGAGGCUGAGUCUCCACGUUCUCUUCCUGAGUCAGUUAGCAAGUCCUGCUCCAGUACAUUUUUUUGUCCCCAGAGUAGCCUGUCACUUGCAGAAAUGUUGCUGUUGCCCAGUCAGACCAGAUGGCAUUGCCCGGUGGCCCUAUUUGCCUUGAAUAUUGUCACAUGGACCACACAACAUCCGAGGCUUUUGUCUGAAGAAAGAGUGUCAUUUUUAUUUUGUCCUCUGUUCUCCACUGUCAUCCAUAGGACACUUCAUAUUCUUGCCAACAAAAGGUACAGAGGCAGGAAACCCUUUUUUUCUCCCCCCUUUUUGUGCCUAAAUCCUGGCUUACAGAUCAUUGCAUGGUAGCCAGGUUGUCUCUGCAGAUCGCUCCAGUUCACGUUUCUCUGUUGGUUUUCACUUACUGCUAUUUCUCCUUUCUAUCAAAUAAUAUGGCAGUGUAGCUCAAGGUUACUGGGUCUUACUGUAUCUUCCUCAGGUACCUGCUGAAAAUGAAGUGGUUUUGGAACAGCACAGGAAGAAUAGGGAAUCGGUGGUCUCCAGUUUCCAGAAUGUAGUCACCCAGCCUGUCGAUUGUGUUGAGUAGUUUAGCUGCAGUAGCCCCAGCUCCAUAUGCAAGAGUUAACAGAUUAGCAGUCUCAUCAGAAAGCAUUUCUGAUGUGUAGCCUGUUUUGCAUUAGCCUUAUUGAAGACAUGUCAGAAAAUUGAAUGGCUGCAUUUUUUCUUGAAACCCACCAUUACUAUUUCAGACAUAAAUCUGUAAAGAUGAUGAAGAAAGCAGGAGAGGAAAGUUGGCAGAUGAACUUGCUGUCAUAGAGGAUUUUUCAGAUUUAGCAAUGCAUGAAUGGAAUUACUCCAUUUGCAUAGGUGGAAAGCCUGAAAAGCAAUUAAAUGUAGUUCUCUAAAACCACAUAGGAGUGAAGAGUAUUUUGUUUGUGUCGGAGGACUAGAACCACCUCAGGGCAAAAAAUAGCUGCUGAGGUUUUAUUCAUGCCCUCCUCCCGAAAGUCUUUAGUACCUUGUUUCCUGUGAGGUUUAGAACUGCAUCGUUGGAGAACACUUGUUCAUUAAAAACAAAGUGCUUAAUAUUUUUCUUGAAAGUAGGACUUUUAUUAUCAGCAUCUCAUGUCCUGGGUAGGAUUUCAGCACUUGAGCAUUUUAUUAUUUUAAGUAAAUUACUGGUUGGUUUCCUCACCUGUAAUUUAUAGCUCUUGUUUAAUAUUGCCUUUUACUUACAGACUCAUGUUUCAAGCACUUUGAGCUGAAGUUGUAGUUUGCAACAUGUACAUCUAUCAGUAUUUCAGACACUCCUGAAAAUACUGUUUCAAGUACCUGAUUUGAAAGUGACUUUGCAUUGGUACUGCAGCCACAGUGUUGUUGAGGACUGUUUUUUUUAUGUUGCUAAUUGAAGCCUUGUAGUUCCUGCCACAUUUUUCCCCUUAGGUAAGGGGAUAUUGAGUUUGUUACGCUAGAUAAAUUUACAUGCUGCAGACCAAGCAAGUCUUGCUGCCCAUUGUUCCAAGCUACAUACAUUUUUUAUGUAUGUAAUGGCAUGAAUAUAUCAAAAGUCUGCUUAUGGGUAUGCAUUUUAUUGCAUUAUAGUUAAUACGCAGCACUCCUCUGUGGCCACUAACGGCUUUCUCCAAGUUUAAAUCAGAGGACAAGUUGAGUCAUAUGCAGUGUAUCCAUAUAUAACUGGUUAUGAGCAAGUAGUGUAAACUAAUUUGAAUAUGACUGUCUUGUCAUACUUCCUUCAUCUCUUUAGGUCUGAAAUUGUAUAAAGACAAUUUACUGUCUAACAAGUAAUAUUUAGGAGUUAAGAAACAUUCCCCCUCUACUGUGCUGUCAGAUUUCAUCUUUAUAUAGAUGUAAACACUGAGCUAACAUUUUGCAACAGCUGAAGCUAUUUUUGGACCUAUAAUUUAUGUACAUUGAUAUAAAGAAGCAAAUGUGCCUGCACGUAAGUUUAAGGUAAAAUCUGAUCAAUUAGUUGCACAGAAUUUGGGAGAAGCCAAUGGAGAAAACUAUGUCACAAUAUAGUCUCUUGUUAUUUCAGAAGUAAUUCACAUAGAGAACGAAAACCUGUCUCUGCUUAGUGAAUUUAGUAGAGAUAUUGUCUAGUCUAACAGUGAGAGCUGGUAUUCUAUAUUCCUUCUGCUGCUCUGUUUUACAGAAUCUCUUGCAAGUCAAUCAAGGCCUCUGAGGCUUUUCUCUUUAACCCAGUAGUAAGUUGAUUUUUUUGUUUUCCUUGCCACAGUGGUAUGUAAGUUGUCAUGACAAGAACAAGUCAGUGUGUCAUUGUGAAUGCACUUGUGUUCCUCAUGAAGUUUCUAUUGCAAGCCAAGGAUUUUGUACUACCUUUCAGGUCAUUUUUAUAAUAGAGUGGUCAAAUUCUUCCGAUGAUAUUCUGGACUGGUCCUGUUCUAGUGAAGUGUAAGUGAUUUUUGCAAUGUUUGAGACCGACUUGCACAUUUUCCCAGAAUAGCUGUAUUAAAAACCUCCAGUGGCAUAUUUGUGUCAACUUUGAUUGUUGUAUAAUCUUGGAAACAUGGAUAGUAAACCUGCUGUGCCAGGGCUUCAGUCAAUGUUCUGUUGAUUAAAUAAAAGCUUAACUAUAGGAACUUUCUGGGUGGGAUUUGUACUAAUCAAAAAACCUCCUGCAUUUUUCAUACCACUGACUUCCAGGAAGUUAUUGGUGAUAGGAUGUGUUCCCUUCCUCUGAACAAAGUUUUAACACGUAGUUAUAUUGCUGUUGUCAAAGUGUAUCUCCUCUUAAUUCUAACCAUAUUAGGCAGAUAACCUCAGAGGAAGUUAUUGUACUUGGGAAUGCUGAUAACUUGUUUUUGCAACAAUCAAAGACUGAACAGUAGAAGACUAUUCUUAAACAUCGUAACUGCCUAUUGAGCACACGUUAGUGUGGUCAUCUGACAAGGUGUAGCACUCUGCAGAGCUGUGGUUAUAAUGGUCAGAAUUCACAUGUACAGAGGCUUAUAUAUAUACCAGCACAACCAUUAACAUGGGUACUGAUACAUAUCUUCGUGGGCUUUGUUAGUUUAUUGUAUGAUAAACACCAUGUAAAAAGCAAAUGGUCAUAACUACAUCAUGGUUAAAUUUGUAUUUUAUAAGGUUUGUAGAUUUUUCUGGGGAAAAGCAGACUUUUGGAUUAUGUAACUUCUGUGAUAAAGAUGCAUGUAUAACUAGAAAAAAAUCUAUGCUUACUUGAUAAUGAAGGAAUAAAUACUACUCAUGCCAAGU
This is a messenger RNA of Melopsittacus undulatus (budgerigar), 7126 nucleotides long. It is a transcript of the gene APPL1, whose product is annotated as adaptor protein, phosphotyrosine interacting with PH domain and leucine zipper 1. NCBI's taxonomy places the organism in Eukaryota, Metazoa, Chordata, Aves, Psittaciformes, Psittaculidae. Gene Ontology annotation, biological process: signaling; insulin receptor signaling pathway. The record is from RefSeq and is a predicted model, not a curated record. Gene Ontology annotation, cellular component: endosome membrane; cytoplasm. The coding region runs from base 36 to 2162 and encodes 708 amino acids. The transcript has 22 exons. Gene Ontology annotation, molecular function: protein kinase B binding; identical protein binding.